AUGGCCGUCCGUGUCAUCGCUUCCGAGAUGCGCUGGGGGGGGGCAGGGGAAGCCGAAGUGUGCUGGGCCGCAUGUCCCUUGUACGUCAGUUCUCACGUUCGACAAUCCGACAUCCCCAAGCACCUGCGAGGCUGCCAACAGCAAAACGUCGCCCACAACGAAAGCCCCACUUUUGCAUUUCACAUGAAUCACAACAAUUAUCCCCACUGGACUCCCGCCGAGGACCAAACCCUUCGCGACGCGGUGUUCCUUCACGGCGGUAAACAAUGGCGCGGGAUUGCACAGUUGUUUCACCAUCGCAAGAGCGUCCGCGAUUGCCAGCGCCGAUGGUAUGCCCUCACACAGGAAGCCACGAUCAAGUUGCCAUGGACAGAAGCCGAAGACGAAACUGUGCUCGCCCUCGUCCACCGCCUCGGACCGCACAAAUGGGGCGUGAUUGCGUCGUAUCUGCCAGGGCGAAGUGGCAAGCAAUGCCGGGAGCGGUGGUGCAACCAGCUCGACCCUGCGAUUGACAAGUCGGCGUGGACGAUGCAAGAAGAUCAGAUCUUGGUGGCGCUCCAGGCCAAGCAUGGCAACCGAUGGUCCCUCAUUGCCGAGCACUUGCCAGGGCGCACGGACAACGCAGUCAAGAACCAUUGGCACGCCAGCGUCAAGAAAUGGAAGGAUCGAAAGGCGUGCUCGCCGCUGCUCCCCCCCCUCGCCCCCUUUACGUCAUCGCCGCCAGUUAGUGGGGCCUCGUCGCCCACUGGCGUGGACGCGGUAGUCGGCUCGCCCCUUGUCGGCGAACAGGGCGACCAGCUGCCGAAGUCUUCAUGCAUUUCGCUCGACUUUUUGUGGAGCAGUGCUCUGGACGAUGCCCUCGACAGCUGCAGUCCGAUGGCCGACGACUCGGACUCUGCUCCCGCACACGUUGACCUGUUUCAUCUGCCCGACAUGGACUGGCUGCCGUGCUUGGACGACGAAGGGCUGCUCGAUACACAGCUGUACCUUGUGUGA
Aphanomyces invadans is the source of this 996-nucleotide messenger RNA. RefSeq lists its product as hypothetical. The coding region runs from base 1 to 996 and encodes 331 amino acids. Gene Ontology annotation, cellular component: nucleus. The record is from RefSeq and is a predicted model, not a curated record. NCBI's taxonomy places the organism in Eukaryota, Oomycota, Saprolegniomycetes, Saprolegniales, Verrucalvaceae. Gene Ontology annotation, molecular function: RNA polymerase II cis-regulatory region sequence-specific DNA binding; DNA-binding transcription factor activity, RNA polymerase II-specific. The transcript has 4 exons. Gene Ontology annotation, biological process: regulation of DNA-templated transcription.